AUGGCUCAUGCGCUUCCUCAACUGGACAACUCCGAAUAUACUGUGGGAUGGAUUACGGCACUGCCGCAUGAAACGGCUGCUGCUGUGGCAAUGCUCGACAAGAAGCAUGCCUCACCACAGCACAGGCGCGAAAAAGACCAUAAUAAAUACGCCUUUGGGUCUGUUAACUGCGAAAGUGGCGAACAUUAUGUGGUUAUUGCCAACCUGCCAUCGGGCAAUUAUGGGAACAUUCCUGCCUCGACAACGGCGGCUCACAUGCUCUCCAGCUUUCCAGCCAUCAAAUUCGGACUCAUGGUUGGUAUUGGUGGUGGCAUCUGGAGCCAAAGACAUGACAUUCGGUUGGGCGAUGUUGUAGUUAGUGAACCGAAAGGCAGCUUUGGAGGUGUGAGACUAUAUGACUUUGGAAAAGCAACUGUUGAUGGUUUUCAAUGUUGUGGCUCGCUCAACGAGCCGCCUCGAGUUCUGCUCAAUGCAAUAGGCGCGCUCCAAAGCAAACACGAAAUGGAAAGGAGCAUGACGCCCGACAUACUGCGAAUCACGCACAUCAAGUACCCUGAUAUGAAAGAGCCGCGAACAGGGCCAGGCUACGUCCAUCAAGGCCCCGGCAACGACCGGCUAUUUCGCUCCGACUACCGUCACCAAAGCAACGAGAAAAGCUGCCAUGCUUGUGACGAGGCGGGGGAAAUAGUACGCGGAGAGCGUCCAGACUGUGAUCCAUUUAUUCACCACGGCACCAUCGCCUCAGGAAACAAGGUCAUCAAGGACGCACAAACUCAAGAUCUUCUGGCACGGGAUUGUCUCUGUUUCGAAACGGAAGCUGCUGGAUUGAUGAACGACUUCCCUUGUCUCGUUAUCCGUGGCAUAUGUGACUAUUGCGACUCGCAUAAGAACGAUCAGUGGCAGAGGUAUGCGGCAGCUACGGCCGCCGCAUAUGCCAAGGAGCUUCUCCGCGUCAUAGACCCAGCAGAUGUGAAUAAAACACCAAGAGCAAUAGACGGUAUGCGCCAUGUCUGCACAAAGCUGACCCAGAUUCAUUUUGUACACGAGUUGAAUGAAGGGCACUUUUUGUAA
Messenger RNA from Metarhizium acridum CQMa 102, 1071 nucleotides. RefSeq lists its product as uncharacterized. Gene Ontology annotation, biological process: nucleoside metabolic process. Lineage: Eukaryota; Fungi; Ascomycota; Sordariomycetes; Hypocreales; Clavicipitaceae. The record is from RefSeq and is a predicted model, not a curated record. Gene Ontology annotation, molecular function: catalytic activity.